AAAAUAAUGACUUUUACUCAUAUAUCAAAUAAAAUUCAAUUUGCUGAAAAACACUAUGGUUUAUUCUAAUGGGAAUUAUUGCUGAAUACAAUUUAGUUUAAUGCAUUUACCGGAACCGAAAUGCAUUCGAAACGUACAUUAAAAUUCACCGGAAGCCUAACAAAAACCUUUAUGGCCCGUACAGAGCCACGUAAUAGCUCGCCGUGGGACCACAAACUCCGAUUAUCCAAACAGAGAGCUCCCGAAACAGCGCUGUGAAAUUUUAACGUGUAAUUGAUUAUGAAGUUGGCCACUAAUGGGCGAAAAUAGUUUCUAAUUUGGAGUGUGGUGGCAGUGCAUAAUUGGUCUCGGACCGCGUCUGUGUUAAUCAUUAACGUCGGUCCGGUGCGCCGGAUGCGGGCCCCGGCUCCCAGCGGCCCGCGCGGCCAUCCUUCAAUUUGAGCUGCACCGCUCGCUCUCGACGCGACGCACCGCUGUUUUAUUUUGUUUCAUAACCCGGCAAUUAGCCGCUGACUGUCAGUGCGAGAGGCGAACGCCGCAGCUAGCGAGCGGCGGCAGUCCAACGUUGGGCUCACACAUGCUCGCCAUGGAGGUGUCCAAGGAGGCCCGUGCUUCUCCGCUUCCCGCCUCAUCUCAGAGUGGAUCCUCGACGCCGGCGCAGCAGCCGCCGCAGCCACAGAUUUGUGCUGGAUGCAGCAAGGUGAUUACGGAGCGGUACCUGCUGAAGGCUUUAGACCAGCUGUGGCAUGAGGACUGCCUGAAGUGCGGCUGCUGCGACUGCCGGCUCGGGGAGGUUGGCCACACGCUCUACACCAGAGCCAACCUCAUCCUCUGCAAGAGGGACUAUCUGAGGCUGUUCGGCAACACCGGCUACUGCGCGGCAUGCAACAAAGUGAUCCCUGCGUUUGAGAUGGUGAUGCGCGCGCGCAGCAACGUGUACCAUCUCGAAUGCUUCGCUUGUCAACAGUGCAACCAUAGGUUCUGCGUGGGGGACCGGUUCUACCUGUGCGAUAACAAGAUCCUGUGCGAGUACGACUAUGAGGAGCGAUUGGUGUUCGCAAACAUGGCGUACAACCCACCGCCGCUUGCGCACCUCAAGCGUCAGACUACGCAUUUGCCACCACCACCGACAAGCAACGCGAUGGGUGGUCUGAUGAACGGCUCAAGCCGCUCUGGUGAUCUGAACAACAACAUGUCGGGCUCGUCUCCGGCUGCGUUCGCGCCCCCGCCGCACCUCAAGCCCCUAGGGCUGUCCGCGUCCAGCUGAGAUUAUAGCGCAUGAGACGCGGCCCACCCCUACGCCAAGUAUCAAAACUAACGCGUGCUCUAUAAAAGACAAUCGAUACGAAAUCACUCGCCGUUUCAAACUAACUUUCAGUGUUGUAAACGCAGCUCCUAAUCGUGUUAUUACUGGACUUGACGUGUCUCUAAGUGUUUAAACUAAAGCAAAGUAAAUGCCAAACUGUAGUUAAAGUUUCUCAUUGUUUAUAAACAGCACAUCAUUAGCUACAUUUAAAAUAAUUAUUUCUUGAAUAUAAUAUGAUAUUAUUACGUUAUUAGAAUAGAGUGUAACGGUGAAAUGUUUAGUUUGUUAAAAUCUCAGAAUUUGAUCUCAAAAGAGCAAUUAUGCUGAAUUAGUAUAGAAUUAGGGAGGACGCAUACGUGCAACUAAACCAACAGAUUACUAUUUUAUUUCGUCUUCAACAAUUUCAAAAUAAUUGGCUGAUGGCUUAGUUGGGCGUAAUGCAAUUUUUAAAUGAUUAAUUGAAUCUCCUUUUGUAUAAAUCUGUUAAAGUUGCAAUAUCAUGAUUGCAUUUUCUCUUUAAUGUAAUACGAGAAUUGUCUGUACGGAUUAAGACACAGUGCGAAUUUAGCGCGAACGCUGUCAAUGGUCAGCUGUUCAGAUGCGCAGUUACAGGUUUAGUAAGGCUCAUUGUGUCGCAGCUACUGCGGCGGCUAGACCGCGCCUGCGAGCGGGCGAGGCGCGCGUCCUGACCGCUGAGCGUGCACCCGGCCUAAUGCUAGAACCUUAACAAGCGCGGGUUUUAAGACUGCCGAAUUGUCGUCUUUGUGGGAUGAAAUGUAUUCUAGAGUAACUCGGUGUUUAAUGUAAAUAUUAUAAUCCUCUAAAUGUACGUAUUAGUACUAUCAAUAACGUCUCAAAUUGAUUAGUAUAUUUAACGAUCAAAUUGCUUAAUUAUUUUCAAAUAUUUUAGUUGUAAUCCGGCUUAGCCGCGUUGGAAAAUUUAUUUUAUUGAACACUUGAUUUCUAAUUAAUUUGUUAUUUCAUUUUGUACGUAUGUAUAUUAAUUGUUAAGUUUACUAUAGGCAUUGUUAUGAUGUUUGUAUUAUUUAUGUAAAUAGAUCACUUUACUGUAAGUAGAAUAUUGUAUCUAAUAUUAUACAAUGGAAUAUUAAAUAUUUGGAUUAACUAGUAAAAUGUGGAUAUAUGUAUGUGUUAAUUAAAAUACAUAAUUCGAAAUAGUUCAAAUUAGUUUCUUUAGUAAUAUUUUAAAUUAAUAAUUAUCGUCUCCGGACGAUUUCUGUAAUUGUUUGCAUUUAAUUAUGUGCAGUCGCCAAUAAUGUGUAUUUUCAAAUUUUCCAUAGUUCAUAGCUACUCGUUUGAGUAUUUCAAAACGUAAUUAAUUAAUGUUAUUAUUGCAAAGAAAAUCUUUUAUUGUCAGCAGUUGUAAGUCAUAAGAGAUGUUGUCUUAAUUGUGUGUGCAGCGUCGCGAUGUUAAGAAUUACUUUUUUUUUAAACUUCUUCAUAAAGGAGGAUGUAUGCGUCUUUAAGUCAUCGAAACCUUGACAUAUUUAAGUAUUAAAAAAAUGCUUACUAAGGACAGAGACAUAACUUGACAUUCGAUUCUUAAUUUGAAAACGCCGCACACACAAAUAAGUACCUAUGAUAUAAAACUACAUUUAAAUAUAAGAAUUUUAUCUCUAGGUGUUAUGUUGACGACUGUACUACCCAUGCAUUCCUGUAGCCAAGAGACUCACGAUUGUGUUCACAAUCACACACAUUUGUAUAAAUAUAAAUGUGAAUGUUCUCUUCUAACCAAUGAUACGACCAAAGAUUGUAGUUCAUUAAAGCCUUGUUCAUGAA
This is a messenger RNA of Trichoplusia ni (cabbage looper), 3106 nucleotides long. It is a transcript of the gene Bx, whose product is annotated as LIM domain only protein 3. Bases 578 to 1267 code for a protein of 229 amino acids. Gene Ontology annotation, molecular function: DNA-binding transcription factor binding; transcription coactivator activity. NCBI's taxonomy places the organism in Eukaryota, Metazoa, Arthropoda, Insecta, Lepidoptera, Noctuidae. The transcript is spliced from 6 exons. Gene Ontology annotation, biological process: positive regulation of transcription by RNA polymerase II. Gene Ontology annotation, cellular component: nucleus. The record is from RefSeq and is a predicted model, not a curated record.